GUAUUUUUUGUGAAUUUUUGCAUCUGUAGUGUAAAUUCUAUUUGUUGAUGAUUAAUAUUUAUAUAAAUUACAAUUUGUUUAUGAAAUAGUGAUAAAAACAAUAAUACACUAGUUAAAUCUGUUGAACAUAAUUGGCCUCAUUUAUUCUUGUGCAGUAAACUACACAAACACUUAUAAAAAACAACAAUAAAUAUAAAGGCAAGUUUAGUAAAGUUUACAGUGUUUUACUCUAAAAUCGAUUUAGAGAUAGUAGUGAUGGACAGUCAGGCACCAGCCGAUGGACAUUUAUUAGAUAUUGUUGAUAAUAGGUGGCGCGAGGAAGAAUUGCCAUUCGAUCAGAUACUUGUACCGGCUGAUAAAUUACCUGAUCCCGAGGCAGAUGGUGGCGAUUCUCAUUUAACCUUAAGUGAACAGGAACAAAAAUGGACUGAUUUAGCAUUGGGUUCAUUAGCACCUGAAUCAUCACUAAAUGAUCAACUAAAUUUAACAACUUUUUAAAAAUUAUAUAAAAAG
This is a messenger RNA of Lucilia cuprina (Australian sheep blowfly), 513 nucleotides long. Its product is annotated as anaphase-promoting complex subunit 13. The transcript is spliced from 3 exons. NCBI's taxonomy places the organism in Eukaryota, Metazoa, Arthropoda, Insecta, Diptera, Calliphoridae. Gene Ontology annotation, cellular component: anaphase-promoting complex. Gene Ontology annotation, biological process: protein K11-linked ubiquitination. The record is from RefSeq and is a predicted model, not a curated record. Bases 256 to 498 code for a protein of 80 amino acids.